Molecule: messenger RNA, 1041 nt
Organism: Linum tenue
Lineage: Eukaryota; Viridiplantae; Streptophyta; Magnoliopsida; Malpighiales; Linaceae
Source: the annotation of a GenBank genome assembly
AUGGAAAGCGCGAUGGAGCUUGCGGAUGAGUGUCUACCCCGCAUCUGGGAGCACACCUCGGGCUACAUCAGCACAAUGGCAGUGAAAUGCGCGGUCGAGUUGGAGAUUCCAGACCUCGUCCACCGCCACGGAGCUCGUCCCAUCACCCUCCUCGAGCUCGCCUCCUCGCUGGUAAUCCCGCCUGCCAAAGCUCCGUUCCUGUCCCGCCUCAUGCGCGCGCUCGUCCACUUGGGCUACUUCCUCGAAGACGACCAAGGCCGCUAUUCCCUGGCGCCGCUGUCCCGCCUCCUCCUCAAGGAGAACCCCUUGAGCGCAAGGUCAGCGCUCCUCCUCGGGAGCGAUCCUGUCAUGAUGGAUCCUUGGCGCCACAUGAGCACUUGGUUUCGCGCUGCAGGCGUCGAGGAAGAAGAAGAACAACAGCAGCAGCAGACUCCGUUCGCGCUCGCUCACGGUGGCAGGAAGCUGUACCAAGUCGCUGCCGAGGACCCGCGCUUCGCCCGGCUCCUGAACGAAGGCGUCGGGAGCGACAGCGAGCUGUUCGGUAGGGUUUUGGCGGGCAAGUGCCAGAAGGCGUUCCAGGGGUUGACCUCGCUCGUGGAUGUAGGAGGCAACACCGGGAACACGGCUCGAGUCCUCGCCGACGCUUUCCCUGGCAUCGAAUUCACCGUGUUUGAUCUCCCCCAUGUGGUUGCCGGGUUGAAACCCACCCAGGAGAAUCUGUGUUAUUGGGUGCUAAUCGACUGGGGCGACGAGUCCUGCGUGGAGCUACUGAAGCAAUGCAAGAAAGCGGUGACGACUAGUGGUGGAAAGGCAGCAGGAGGGAAGGUGAUGAUAGCAGACCAUGUGCUAGGCCACGAAAGCUGCAACGACCACAGCUCCACCACAGCGCUGCUGUACACGGACCUGGUCAUGAUGUCUUGUUUUGAAGGCGCCAUAAGAAGUGAACAACAGUGGUCCAAACUCUUCACUGAAGCUGGCUUCUCCAACUACACAAUAACUCCAGUUGGUGGGCUGCGGGUUCUCAUUGAAGUCUAUCCUUAA